Molecule: messenger RNA, 6620 nt
Organism: Osmerus eperlanus (European smelt)
Lineage: Eukaryota; Metazoa; Chordata; Actinopteri; Osmeriformes; Osmeridae
Gene: myo3a
Product: myosin IIIA
Exons: 38
Coding region: 118-5757 (1879 amino acids)
Biological process (GO): peptidyl-serine phosphorylation; regulation of actin filament length; sensory perception of sound
Cellular component (GO): stereocilium tip; myosin complex; photoreceptor inner segment
Molecular function (GO): microfilament motor activity; ATP binding; protein serine/threonine kinase activity
Source: RefSeq, a predicted model, not a curated record
CCUCCUCCACUGUUUACUCUGGCUGCUAACUCUCCUCUCACUCCUUCCAUGACUCCCGUUUUCACAUAAAUGGAUUAACCCCUCCGCCAAAAUGUCCCCAGGCACAUUGAGAAAACAAUGAGAUCUCUGAUGAAGAUGUUUCCACAAUCAGGGAAAUCCAUCGUCUUCGACAACUUCCCAGACCCGUCCGACACCUGGGAGAUCAUCGAGACUAUCGGGAAAGGGACUUAUGGGAAAGUCUACAAGGUGCUGAACAAGAUCGAUGGGAGCAAAGCGGCUGUCAAGAUCCUAGACCCCAUCCAUGAUAUAGAUGAGGAGAUUGAAGCAGAGUACAACAUCCUCAAGGCCCUCUCAGACCAUGCUAAUGUGGUCAAGUUCUUUGGGAUGUACUACAUGAAGGACGUGAAAAAUGGCGACCAGUUGUGGCUAGUACUGGAGCUCUGCAAUGGAGGCUCGGUAACAGAUCUGGCCAAAGGAAUGCUGAAGAGAGGGGACAGGAUGGACGAGCCUGUUAUUGCCUACAUCCUACACGAGGCCCUUAUGGGACUACAACACCUGCAUAUCAACAAGACCAUCCACCGUGAUGUCAAAGGCAACAACAUCCUGCUCACCACACAAGGAGGAAUAAAACUGGUGGACUUUGGUGUCUCCGCCCAGCUGACCAACACUCGUCUCCGUAGAAACACAUCGGUGGGAACUCCGUUCUGGAUGGCGCCCGAGGUGAUCGCCUGUGAGCAGCAGCUAGACUCCACUUACGACGCUCGCUGUGAUGUUUGGUCUCUGGGGAUCACAGCCAUAGAGCUUGGCGAUGGAGAUCCGCCCCUUUCUGACCUCCAUCCAAUGAGAGCUCUCUUCAAAAUCCCCAGAAAUCCACCACCCACCCUCCACCAACCUGAGCUGUGGUCGGAUUACUUUAACGACUUCAUAUGCAAAUGUCUGAUAAAGGACUUUGAGUUGAGACCGAAUGUCCUAGAUCUGUUCCAGCAUGGCUUCAUCAAACAGAUUUUUGGCCGAGAGAGGAUCCUGCAGAAACAGCUGAUGGAGUUCAUAGACCUCAACCAGCAGAUAGGCAUCACUGGGAAAACAAGCCAUCAUGGAAAAACAGACAGAAGAGACAGUAACGACAGACAUGAGCGUAUUCACACCAAGAAAGGCAGCUACAUUAAUUCAUCAAGCCCCGCCCCCAAUGAAGUGGACGACCUUGCGACCCUGGAGGUGCUUGAUGAGAAUGCAGUCACAGAGCAGCUUCAGGGUCGCUACUCAGUGGACCAGAUCUACACGUAUGUGGGAGACAUCCUCAUCGCUGUCAACCCUUUCCACAAGAUGGACAUCUACGGCUCCGAGUACACUAAGAUGUACAUAGGGGCCAAGCGCACAGCCAACCCUCCACACAUCUUUGCUGUUGCAGACAUAGCUUACCAGUCCAUGGUGACAUACAAUGCAGAUCAGUGCAUCGUAAUCAGCGGGGAGAGUGGAGCAGGGAAGACAGAGAGUGCCCACCUGCUGGUCCAGCAGCUCACUGUGCUGGGCAAGGCCAACAAUAGGACCCUGCAGGAAAAGAUCCUGCUGGUCAACAACUUGGUGGAGGCUUUUGGGAACGCUUGCACGGCGAUCAAUGACAACUCCAGCCGCUUUGGGAAGUACUUGGAGAUGAAGUUCACAAGCGGGGGAACCGUCGUCGGAGCACAGAUAUCGGAAUACCUUCUGGAGAAAUCCCGCGUGACUCACCAGGCUGUGGGAGAGAAGAACUUCCACAUCUUCAACUACAUCUACGCUGGUCUGGCUGAGAGGAAGAAGCUAGCCCACUACAAGCUCUCUGACAGCAAAACCCCCAAGUAUCUGUGCAACGAGCACAUUAAAUUAGGGCCUGACAUUGUGAGCAGCACCUUCUACAAGGAGCAGUUCGAUGCUGUGGAGCAGUGUUUCAAAGUCAUUGGUUUUACUCUGGAGGAACUGGGCAGCGUGUACAGCACUCUGGCUGCCAUCUUGAAUUCAGGGGACAUUGAAUUUGCCUCCGUGGCGUCAGAGCACCAAACCGACAAGAGUAACAUCUCCAACAUCGCUGUCCUGGAGAAUGCGGCCUCCCUACUGUGCAUCCGCUCGGACGAGCUCCAGGAGGCCCUGACGUCCCACUGCGUGGUGGCGCGCGGGGAGACCAUCGUCCGGCCCAACACGGUGGAGAAGGCGUCCGAGGUGAGGGACGCCAUGGGCAAGGCCCUGUACGGACGCCUCUUCAGCUGGAUCGUCAACCGCAUCAACACCCUGCUGCGACCCGACAGCCAGCAGGGGGAGGAGGAGGACAAGGGUCUGAACAUCGGCAUCCUGGACAUCUUCGGCUUUGAGAACUUCAAGAAGAAUUCUUUCGAGCAGCUCUGCAUCAACAUUGCCAACGAGCAGAUCCAGUUUUACUUCAACCAGCACAUUUUCGCCUGGGAGCAGGACGAGUACCUGAACGAGGAUGUGGACGCCCGGGUGAUAGAGUACGAGGACAACCGGCCUCUCCUGGAUCUGUUCCUGCAGAAGCCCAUGGGCAUGCUCGCUCUGCUGGACGAGGAGAGCCGCUUCCCCCAGGCCACCGACCAGACGCUCGUAGAAAAAUUUGAAGACAACCUGAAGUCCAAAAACUUCUGGAGACCAAAGAGAGUAGACCUUGGCUUCGGCAUUCACCACUAUGCUGGAAAGGUGAUUUAUAACGCUGGAGGCUUCCUGGCUAAAAACAGAGAUACUCUCCCUGCUGAUAUAGUUCUCCUGCUGAGGUCCUCAGAAAAUGAGCUGAUCCGCAAACUGGUCACCCAUCCUCUCACUAAGACUGGCAACUUGGCCCACACCAAGGGAAAAGCCAUGACCACAGCCCAUACGCUUCGAACCCCUCAACGCACCAUUAAUUUUGCCAAGAUGGGAGUACAUCCUUUGUUUAGUUCUAUGUCAAUCAGUGAGCCUUCAUCUCGGAAAUUAACGCUCAUCUCUGAACGCACACACAUGCUUGCUGUGCCACUUGAGCACAAUGUACAUAUGCAAAUGGGGGAGCCGGGAGAGAGCAGCCAUCAUCCUAGAGAGACCACCAACAUGCGGACACAGACCGUGGCUUCCUACUUCAGAUACUCUCUUAUGGACCUGCUGUCCAAGAUGGUGGCUGGACAGCCUCACUUUGUACGCUGCAUCAAGCCCAACAACGACCGGCAGGCAAGCAAGUUUGACCGGGAGAAGGUUAUGGUGCAGCUGCGCUACACCGGGGUUUUGGAGACAGCUAAGAUCCGCAGACAGGGAUACUCGCAUCGUAUUGUCUUUGCCAACUUCAUCAAGAGAUACUUCAUUUUGGCUUUCCGUGCCCAUGAGGAGCCGGCUGCUACCCCAGAGACAUGUGCAGCCAUCUUGGAGAAAGCAAAGCUAGAGAACUGGGCCCUGGGCAAAACGAAGGUGUUCCUAAAAUACUACCAUGUGGAACACCUGAACCUGAUGGUGCGACACACCACAGAUCGCAUCGUUCUGGUUCAGGCUUACGUCCGGGGCUGGAUGGGAGUCAAGCGCUACCGCCGCACCCUGGAGAGCAGAGAGCAGAGUGCUAUGGUCCUCCAGUCAGCUUACAGAGGGCAUAAAGUUCGGAAAAGAGUUGCUGAUGAUAAAAGCAAAGCCAAGUUUGAGGCCUUCAUCAUCCAGUUACAGGCUGUUUGUCGAGGAUACCUCGCUAAACAGAUCUACAAGCAGCUGGUGGACGAGAAGAACAAAGCAGCAGCCAAGAUCCAGGCUCAUUACAGAGGACACAAGGAGAGGAAAAGCUUCCAAAAAAAAAAGGAGGCUAAACAGAAAGAGAAGGCCAGAAUAGCCAUGGAAGAGGAGUUAAAGGCGCGUCCAUCUGCUCCCGGCGCCGCAGAGGAAGGUGAGGAAGACGAGGCCAAGGCUGCCGUGGUCCUCCAGAGUAACUACCGAGGCUACAAGGAGAGGAAGAAGCUCCGGGAGCGCCACAAGACCAGGAGCGGAGAUGAGUUGGUGCCGCCACCGCCCGCAGACGCGGAGCGAGACGCCGGCGGACAAGAGCCUGUUAUUCCAGAAGAGGAAGAGGAGGACGACCCGUCCGCCGUCGCGGAAGGGAAGGAGCGAGUGGGGGCCGAAGGGCCCUUGGAGGAGGAGGACAGCGACGACGGCACGGAGAAGGCCGAGGACGACGACGAGGAACACACGGAAGUGGGCGAGGAGCUCGACGUCGAGGACGCCGAAGACGUCCCGGAGGAGGGGGACGGGGAGCGGGACGGAGGCGAGGAAGGAGAGGCGGGGGCCGAAGAGGAAGAGGUCCACCCCGAGCAGGAAGCCAAGGCGGCGACGGUCCUUCAGAGCAACUUCAGGGGUCACAGAGAGAGGAAGAAGCUGGAGGAGGAAGGGAAGAUCCCAGCCAGGAAGCAGAAAGGGAAGAGUCCCCCGGGAGAGGGAGGGCAGUCCGCGACAGAGCGGCCGGCUGACGCGGAGAAGACGAAAGAGGAGGAGACGCCAGGCGUGUCGGCAGGCGGAGGAGAGCCGGGGCCGGUGGAGGAUGAGGCCAAGGCGGCUGUGGUCCUACAGAGCAACUUCAGAGGCCACAAGGAGCGCAAGCGGCUCGAAGAGGAAGGAAAGAUCCCCAAGAAGAAGAAUAAGAAAGGGGCCGCGUCUCAAGACCCUCCGAGGGUGGAGGCCGUUCCGGAGGAGGAGGAAGGAGGGCCCGAGCCCCAAGAAGGCGCGCCUGCCGACGGCCAGGCCGAGGUGGACGAAGAGAAGGCGGCGACGGUGCUUCAGAGCAACUUCCGAGGCCACCGGGACAGGAAGAAGCUGAGGGCGGGGAGGGAAGGAGGGGAGAAGACGACGAGGGUGGAGCCGGUGGCCGAGGAGCCGACGACGGAAGGCGACCGGGAAGAGGAAGAGAUGCUGGAGGUCACCGACGUCCUGCUGGAUCACAAAGGGGAGAGCGAGUCCCAGACGGACGGGGACACGUUCGAGGAGGAGCAGGCCGCCGUGAAGAUCCAAAGCCAGUUCAGAGGCCACAAAGACAGGAAGAACCUGAAGGCCUCCAAGGCCACUGCUCAGAGAGCGGCGGAGGAGGUGGAGGACUUCUCUAAAGAGAUCACGAAGGUUUCCCAGGACUACGUGAACCUCCAGCAGAAGCUAAACGAGAUCAUCCUGGCCCAUCAGUCCAAUCCUGAUAGCAACGGCAUGUUCGUGAAGGGAAACGCAGUCAAUGGCUUUCCUGUCAAACAGCCAUCAGUAGAUUUGAAGGUACAGCGAACUCCUCGCAGAACCCAGCAACCAAAGACCCUGAACACUCCAGAAGACGCCACGUACUACAAUCUGAUUCACAGGUCUGUCCAGGAUGACAAACGUCGGCCGAGGAAACAAGGUCCUGGGAAGCUGCUGGACGUGGAUGACCAGUACUACCAGGGCCUCUCCGGCAGUCCCAAGGAGAGACGCACCUCCACCGCCUACUCCAGGAGGACGUCUGUGGAGCGGAGGCCUUCGACGGACCGCCGGCGCUCCACCGACAGGAGGCCGUCCAGGGACCGGAGGCAGCUGACGGAGCAGAGGCAGGUGGCCGAGAGGAGGCAGUCGAUGGAGAGGAGGCAGUCGAGAGAGAGGGCCCUUUCUGAACCCGAGUCCCCCAAACCAGCCAAAGACAAACGGCACUCCGUUCCCAGAAUGCCCUCCACCGAGAGCCAGACGGAGGACAACCCGUACGACUACCGACGGCUGCUCAGGAAGACCUCCCAGAGACGGAGGCUCAUCAAGCAUUACUGAACACAAGACCUUACCCCCCCAUCACACACACACACACACACACACACACAGCCACCUGACAGAAGUCCUGCAGGCUUCCAGCAGCAUCACCCACCGUUUGUCCAAAUGUGCCAUGAUACUUUACAACGACAUGAUCUGGGAUACAGUGUGGACCACUGACAUCGACCCAGCUAGGUCAACCAGGCAUCUUAAACCUGCUGAAGUGUCUGAAUGGUCUCAGCUCCUUAUGUCAUUAUCAGAAGUUGGAACAAUGUCUCAACAUAUGGUAUGUCAUGUUGAAGGGGAAACAUACAUUCCAGGUACAUGGGGUUGGGAACAGGAAAACUGUAUAAAUUAAUGUGUAAAAACCCUGUGCAUUCAGCGUGUUUGUGCUGAAUGUCUUCCUCUUUCGUUAAAUCUUAACUUCAAGCCUAACAUACUAUAGGCUUCGAGUAUGUUAAUGAAUUUUGUGACAAGCUGAUUGGAAAAGGUCAACUAGAAGUGUGUUGUGGAGGUGAAAGUUAGGCUCUUGGUAAACUUCCUUGCUGUUGUGUGUCAAUCCGGAUGAAAGUUUAUCCAUGUCACUGUGCUUAUGACGUUUUGGUGUGUACAGUAUGCUGUACAGUACGCUGAAUUUGAACAAUCUUGUCUAGCGCAGCAAUUUACCAGAUUGGCCCAGUAACUUGUAAAUGUAAAUACUCAAAUAAUAUUAAGGGCUAGGCGACUGCCUAUGUCGCCUAAGAAGGACUGGCACUGAGGGUAGCUGUACAAUGUAAUAGCAUACGAACUUACUUUACAAACAUAAGCAAGCCACUUGUGUACAUUCAUGUAUUCAGCAUGAAACGUUGCUGUACAAUGACUGUUUAAUAAACGCUUCAGGUUUA